CCACUGCCGCCACCACUGUAUGCAGUGGAGUCUUCUAGGCCUUGAUUGCAUAUCGAAGCAUGGCACUAAACCCACCAUUCUUCACCUUGAUCCGUCCAUCGAGUUCUGUAUUUAGAGGUGAUCCGUGCGGGACACGCUGACUACACGCACUCAGUCAAGUGAAGGAGCUCUCAGCCCCAACCGAAAGUCAAUCGUAUCUUUAUUUUCUAUUAUUAUGAGUUCAGUUUAGAGUGUUUUGCAAGAAGAUGGUGCUGAAAUACCUCGUCAUUGCAGUGUGUGUUCUGCACUCAUGCCACCCACAACUCUUUCGCUCUGGUCAGAAUGGACAAGUUCGCGUUGAUUUGGGCGGAAUCCUUGGGGGCCUCGGACAAUUUGGUGGUAGGCCUAAUAACAACAACAACUUUAAUAAUGGAAACCGGCCCAACAACCCCUUGGGAGGUUUUCUGAAUGCUCUGGGCGGAUUGGUCGAGCAAUCCGGCAUUCAAGUCGAAUUAGCCAAUGGCCAAGUCCAAGUGAAACCCGGUGGCAACAACAAUAACAUCCCUACUACCACCACCACCACCACAACAACAACAACUACACCAUCUCCCGUAUUCACUCAACCGACAACAUCUACGACAAAUCAGCCAGAUCGACCACGCCAGAACAACAAACGCUGUAUUGACAGAAAUAUCGAAUAUCAAGGAGAAGACCUCUCUAUUCCGAUGAAUGGUCGAAGAAAUAAGGUCCGAAACUGGAGAGCGUGCCGCGAAAGUUGUCAGAACACGCCUGCCUGUGAACAUUUCGUUUGGGUUAAUAGGCGUGAACCCAAUCGGAGGCUGCGCCGCUCUUGCUUCUUAAAAAGUUCAAACGUCGGCUCAAUCCCAAAUGAGAACACAAUCUCAGGAUCAAGAGAUUGCGGUCGAAAUGGGGGUGGCAACAAUGACGACGACGAUGAUGAUGACGAUAACGAUGAUAAUGGUGGACAAGGAAAUAACAACGGCAAUAGCGAAGUUUGCCAAACCAUUGGUGGACCAGGACAAGGUUCCUUCUGCGUGUUCCCAUUCAUUUACAAUGGGUUUAGCCAUAAUGGUUGCAUCGUCAAGGAUGAUGCCAAUGGUAAUCCUUGGUGCUCAACCAUGGUCGAUGGAAAUCAGGUCCAUAUUGGUGGACAAGGCCGAUGGGGAAAUUGUCCAUCGUCGUGCAAAACAGACUAUAAUGGAACUCCCGCUAGGAAUGUGGUAACCGUGGCAACUACCACAACCACAACCACUACCACGACAAGAGCUCCUCCAGUUCUCGGCCGAGCUUGUGGUCAAAACGCAAAGCGAUUUCAGACGAAAAUUGUUGGUGGUCGACAAGCAGAUAAGGACGAGUGGCCUUGGCUAGUGGCCAUGAUUCGCCCCACUACCCAAGCUGAGUCCACUGGACAGUUCUGUGGAGCAGCUUUAAUUUCUGAGCAACACGUCUUGACGGCUGCUCAUUGUGUUGUUCCUUUCACAAAGGAGCAAAUCACAAUUCGAGUGGGUGAAUAUGAUUUCAAAGAAGAGGGCGAGACACUAAAUAGCGACUUCAAGGUUGAGUCCAUAAACAGUCAUACGGACUACAACUCCCGGACUUUCGAGAACGACAUUGCCGUGUUAAAAUUGGAAAAGCCCAUUACCAUCAAUAAGUCCGUCUAUCCAAUUUGUCUGCCAGCACCUGGAACAGAUUUCACAAACACGAGGGCUAAUGUAGUAGGCUGGGGUACCAUUUAUUUUGGUGGGCCGUCCGCCACAGUUCUGCAAGAGGUCGCAAUUCGUGUAUGGGCCAACCAGGAGUGUGCGGCCAAUUAUGGUAAACUCAACCGCGAAGUCACCGACAAAAUGAUGUGUGCCGGGGACGAUGGAAAGGACGCUUGUCAGGGCGAUUCUGGAGGACCCUUGAACUGCUUAAACCAGAGCGAUGGGCGAUGGGAAGUCUGCGGAGUUGUCUCUUGGGGGGCCCGAUGCGCGGAAAAGGAUUUUCCAGGUGUUUAUACAAAAGUGACAAAGUACCUCGAUUGGAUUCAAGAAAACAUGGUUUAAAGUUGUAUUAAAUAGAGCUUAUUUGAUGAGUU
This is a messenger RNA of Tigriopus californicus, 2077 nucleotides long. RefSeq names its product coagulation factor X-like. Gene Ontology annotation, cellular component: extracellular region. NCBI's taxonomy places the organism in Eukaryota, Metazoa, Arthropoda, Copepoda, Harpacticoida, Harpacticidae. Bases 246 to 2045 code for a protein of 599 amino acids. The transcript is spliced from 12 exons. Gene Ontology annotation, biological process: proteolysis. Gene Ontology annotation, molecular function: serine-type endopeptidase activity; protein binding. The record is from RefSeq and is a predicted model, not a curated record.